Diaporthe citri is the source of this 5643-nucleotide messenger RNA. RefSeq lists its product as uncharacterized. Lineage: Eukaryota; Fungi; Ascomycota; Sordariomycetes; Diaporthales; Diaporthaceae. Gene Ontology annotation, cellular component: endosome; trans-Golgi network. The coding region runs from base 1 to 5643 and encodes 1880 amino acids. The record is from RefSeq and is a predicted model, not a curated record. Gene Ontology annotation, biological process: Golgi to endosome transport. The transcript has 6 exons.
AUGUCCCUUGAACCAGGCGGGCCCAGGUCGAUCUCGCCUGAGAGUGCUACUCGCGACCCCCAACACCCUCCGCGACAAUGGAGGAACCAACUCAGCGCUGAGGAUGACCCGCCGACUCAAGACAAAGCCUACCGCAAAUAUGCUGUGGGCGUCGACCGAGCCCUCACCCUCUUCGAGACUGCGCUGCAGGAAUGGGCAGACUACAUCUCCUUCCUAAAUAGACUCCUCAAAGCCCUCCAAGCUCGGAACCAAAACAUACACACCGUCCCGGCCAAGGCGACAGUCGCGAAACGCCUGUCGCAAUGCCUCAACCCUUCCCUGCCGUCGGGCGUCCACCAAAAGGCCCUCGAGGUUUACAAUUAUGUAUUUACAGUAGUAGGGAAGGAUGGCUUGUCACGGGACCUUCCGUUGUACUUGACCGGACUUGCGCCCACUCUGUCCUUCGCCUCCCUAUCCGUGCGGACGCCCUUCUUAGACCUCCUGGAACGCCAUUUCCUCGACUUAGACCCCCGAGCUCUUCGGCCCGCCAUGAAAUCCAUCAUACUGGCUCUGUUACCAGGCUUAGAAGAGGAGACCGCGGAGGACUUCGACCGAACACUGAAGCUUUUGGAGAGCUUCAAGAAAGCCAUACGGCCAGCAGGAUCGGAAGAGAUCACGCCCAUACACUCGGCCGGAGAUGACUUCUUUUGGCAAUGCUUCUUCUUGGCCGCCAUCACGGGACAGAGUCGCCGGCCUGGAGCUCUGGCUUACCUCGUGCGAAGCCUCCCCAAGCUGGGUCAUACACUGACACCGGAGUCGCGGGACGCAGACAGUUCGAUACAGAGGGAGGAAACCGAGCUAUCCUCCAAGGUAUCCCAGCUAGUCACCACACCAGAACCCGGGCUGCUGUUGCGAUGUUUCGCUGCUGGUCUGGCUGAUGAGCAGCUGCUCAUCCAGAGAGGGUUUCUAGAUCUGCUGGUGACCCACCUGCCCCUACACUCCAAGGUCCUCCAGGAGCGAGUUAAGCCAGGUGAUCUAGAGCUUCUCCUGAAGGCUGCCGCCGGGGUAGUGACCAGGCGAGAAAUGAGCCUGAAUAGGAGGCUUUGGACUUGGCUCCUCGGCCCAGAGCCCCCCGCCGGUGAGACCGACAGCGGGCUGGAAUCCCCUAGCUCUCCGUCGGCACAUCACAACGGACUGCUAUCAACAAGGACAAGCUAUUUCGAGGAGUAUGGACUCGAGCCGCUCAUAAAGUCAUUGUUGGCUUUGAUCAAAGACGCCCCAGAGACCACUGCGGCUGAGAAAGCCCGUCCGUACCGCAUUUGCCUGUCUCUGAUGGACAGAUGGGAAAUCGGUGGCCUUGUUGUGCCUGAGAUCUUCCUGCCAAUCGUUGACAGCGUCAGGAACUUCAAGGUUGAAGCCUCUAGCCAGUCAGAGUUUUCUGAAGUCCUGCGUAGUGCUAGCACCUUCUUCGACGGUGUAGAGAGUGGCUUGAUAUACGGCGAGAUACUAGGUCAAAUGGCCCAAGCAAUCGGCCCUGGGGGCUCUUCCACAUCGGAGCGGUCAGACAAACUUGCGCUGGUCCAAUUCAUAAUCAAACACUUCAACAUCAGGGAAGAAGAAAUGGUCACAGUUCACGCUCCGCUGACUGCGCUUGCGAUCUUUUGCAUGAUCGAGGACGCGAGGAGCAGAGAGGAGACAGAGACUGCAUCUACGCAAAGAGAUGACCUAGUCACCACUGCACUUGGUAUUGCGGCCGAUCUCCUGGACAUCGUGCCUGAGCGGGCGUUCCCGUCCAAGCCAGAAAGCACGUCUUCAGACUCGACAGUUCUAGGAACAUCGCAAAACUUGGAUCUUUUGCUGAAGAUACGAGACUUCUACAUCCACGAGCAGGGUAAUUUGGACGUUUCGAAGCCACCAUUGACCCGCCGCGAUGUAGGAGAGCUCCUAUUGCAAAAGUCUUGCAGCCUGGGAUGCGAGAGCCUAAUGCGCAAAGAAUCAGCAGCAGACCUCAGCGUUAAGUGCCGCAUAUUGAUGACGCUGAUCUCAAAGACGCCACAAGACUCUCCAUUCGAUAAUUCUCGUCUCCUUGCAGCACUCCACACCUGCGCCUCUGAAGAGGGGUCACUGCGGUUUGUUACUUACUCGUCUAUCCUCUCCCUCUCCACCCAUCUAUUCUCCUCUGGCCGGAUAUCCCACAACGACCUUUCCGAACUUGUCAUACCUCUGGUUCAGCAUGCUUGGUCCUACCUGUCCGCUUCGAAGCCGCGGUAUCAUGUCGAGACCGUGAGGAGUCUUUGGCAACUUCAGAGUGUGCUUACCACGCAGAAUCGGGAUAUUGAGGCAGCUAUUUGUGCUUUGAUGAGCCAAAGCGAUGUCAACGGAAAUUUCCCUGUUCGACCUGCAGAGCCUGGUCGAAGAUUCAGCAUCCUGUGGUCCCACAGUCUGCAGGACAACCCUCCAACCUCAGACAGGAGAGCCCCAAAGACUCCUCAUGGAGAUCUGUCAACCUCUCCGAGGCUUGCUGGCAUAGACAACUACGAGGUCAUGCUGACACGGCCAUUAUUUUUGAUGCUCGAUGCAUUCUCGGAUGAAAAGACCCAGCUUUUCAUGGCCGCCAAGACAUGGCUCAACAGUCUAGUAGGCGUUGACAAGAUAUUCUACGUCUUUACUUUGCAAUUUUUGCAAUUGCCGUUUCUGCGAAGCGCCCCUGUCGACGCCGGCACAUCCGAUGAGAGGAAGGGAUUCACCGAAAACGAUGACCUUGACCUCUGCCUGUACUAUCUGAGAACAAUCUCAAAUAUCUUCCGCUGGGCGCCUGACGCGAUAUGGAGUGUAUUGGCCACCAAGACUAUCUCUGCUGAUGAUUUUCCUGGUUUGGUAGAAAUCACCGAUACCCAGGACGACGUGCCUCUCCAAUUCUUCCUCCUACAAGUUUGUCUGAGGUGCAUCUCACAUUACCAGAUAUCGGAUGACAGCGAGAUCAAAGUCCGAGUCACACAGCUUAUUCGGAGUGCCCUAGUAGUCCUCCACCAGAUUCUUCUCAGUCCCUAUGCUGCGCCUCUGGCAAGAUUGCAUCUUGAGGACAUCUUGAUCGAGAGGCUUUCCAGGUCUUUGGACUGCCCAGAUCCCUAUUCCCAGGUUCUUCUUCUAGAUGUCGUAUUCGCUUCUCUGAAGCUUCGAGAGGUGCUCUCUGCCGAGCCUCCACCUUCACCUACUAUGGAGAAAAGGAAGCAAGGUGGUGAAGUUGGAAGUCACCGUGGGUCCGUCUCUGCGGACAAGACAUCUCGACUUCCUCCCCCGCCACCAGCGUUACUCAAGUGCCUGCAAGCCGGUCUCUCGUCCCCGAGUAGUCGGCCAGUAUUGGACAGCUGGAUCAGUUUCCUUACUGAAUGCUUGCCAUACUAUGCCGACACCAUAUUCCAGGUGCUGAUUCCGCUUGUGGGGACGCUGUGCGAUCAGAUCGGUACCACCUUCACCAGCCUGCAGCAAAUGUUCAAGGGCCGUGAGCAGGACUGGAAAGAUCACACUGACGCUCCAGAAACGACCUUGAUCUCUUUCUUGAAUGGGCUUGAGCACGUCCUGGCUAGGAGCCAUGACAGGUUAUUGCUGGAGGAGGCACGCACACAGGUUGUUAAGAGCCCCGAUCAGCCACAAGGUUUCUUCGGAAAUAUGGUGUCUGGCGUGUUCUCAAACGAAAACCUGCACUCUAGGAGUGCUACGGCGAAUGAUAGGUUGACCGUGUUGCUGGCUUUUCAGGAUGCCGUGAGAAUCUGCUUUAGAAUCUGGUCUUGGGGCCAAGGCGGUGACGCGACUGCGCAAGCCACCAGCUCCAUGGCUUCUUUCAAGUACACCUCUCUGCGUAUGAGAAACCGCGCCCGCAGACUUUUAGAGCAUUUGUUUGCCGCAGAAACUCUGGAGUGCUUGGAGACAGUCAUCGACAUAUGGCGCAAGUCGUUGACCGAUUCUUCAUCACAACCGCACGUCGAAGUCUUCAACCUUCUCCCUGCCCUUGAUGGUUCACGACCAAAACAUACCAUACCGGCGAUAUUCAACUCUAUCUAUAGCCGGACGAAUCCGACGGCGCUUGAUCCCACACGCAAGUCUAACCUGACGCUGGACCUUCAGGACACUGAUAUUGUCAUUUUCUUGGUGGACUACGCCAGAUCUCUUGAGGACGACGCCAUGGACGAGAUUUGGCAGGACUGCAUCACAUUCCUGAAGGAUCUGUUGACCAACCCAUUCCCACAUCGUCAGACACUUCCAAGCCUUCUCGAGUUUGCUGCAAUUUUGGGGGUCAAGGUCGACAAUACGAACUUCGGAGAGCAGCGCAAGAUGCGCCGGGAGUUGGGGGACCUGUUUUUAAGACUGCUGACCGCGCUAUUCACGACGCGGCCUGUUAAUUUCUCGGAUACCAAUAACGGCACCUCUGAGAAGCCGAAGCGCCUUGAGCCUUCCGGACAAGCCACACCAAGCAGGACUCCCCAAGAACGCGCGGACGAUGUUGUCUCCAUAUUGUCUUCGAUUACCCCUGAUCUUCCCAAGAUACUGGUUGAAAAUGACCGCGUCCUCUCGGCUGCGACAUCCAUCUCCACCAGCGUGAUCGGACCAGCAUUACGCGCAAAGGCAUUCCCAGACACAUUUUCUAAGAGCACUCUGGUCUUGCUGCAGGAGCUUACGCGACUACCAAACAACCAAAAGACCUGGAAGAGAGACGUCACAGACGCAUUCAAUGAUCCUCGGUUCUUUGGGACGAACGUGACACUGAUUCUGAAUGACUGGUUGCCUCUGCUCAAGCAGUGGACAGUCACGGACAAGGAUCGGUUGCCAGAACUGCUUAGCCGGAUCACUGCACCGACAACAGCAGGAAUAGUGUUUGGCGUAGGCGCCACCUCGGCGAGACUCGAGGCCGAUCGAAAGACGCAACUGAACCUCCGCCGCAUAGCCACACUAAUUCUGGCGGCAGCGGAAGACACAUUUGUCACAGAAUUGCCCAAUAUCUUAGACAAGCUUGUCGAAUUACUAGGAGCAACAGCUACUUCAUCCCCAUCCUCGACCACGCGGGCAGAGCUGUUCAUGGUUGUCCGCGCCCUCGUCCUGAAGACAAGCGCCAUACACCUGGCUCCGAUCUGGCCAGUAAUCAAUGCGGAGCUGCACUCGUCUGUGUCAUCCGUGGCGGCCCCUGACCACAGCGCUGCCUCGGAGAUGUACAACAACGGUUCGGUACUGCAAGCGUGCAAGCUAUUGGACCUGCUCAUCUGUGCGGCCCCCGAUGACUUCCAACUUCACGAAUGGCUUUUCGUGACAGACACAAUCGAUGCAGUGUACCGACCGGUCAACUAUCAAGCGAUCGCGCUGGUGGACGAGCUCUCCGAGGAGUUGGGGUCCGCAAUCGUGACACCGCAUCCGCAGUCAGAAGACACAGCCUUUCUGACUGCACAAGGCCCUCGCAAGCGGCCUUUACUGGGAGCUGGUGGUAUCAGGGAUGAUAUCAACCUGGAGAGGAGGGAAGAGCUGGUUGCAAAGAUACUGAGGCCGUUCUUCGGCCAACUCAGCAUCUUUGCCUUUGAGUCAACGUAUGCAAUGAGUCCUGUGGACUGGGAGGGCUGCGUCCAGGGACUGCUGAGGGAUUUGUUCGAUGAGUCCACCAUUGUGAAGGCGCUAUGA